CUCACUUCUAACCAGAAGUCCACACUCCACCAGUGACAAAAUGACUCACUCCUGCUGCUCCCCGUGCUGCCAGCCCACCUGCUGUGAGCCCAGCUGCUGCCGGCCUUGCUGCCCCCCAACUUGCUAUCAGACUAGUGAAAACACCUGCUGUAGGACCACCUGCUGCAAACCUACGUGUGUGACCACCUGCUGUCAGCCCACCUGUGGUGGGUCCAGCUGCUGCCAGCCUUGCUGUCGACCUGCCUGCUGUCAGACCACCUGCUGCAGGACCACCUGCCUCAAGCCUACUUGUGUGACCACCUGCUGCCAGCCCACCUGCUGUGAGGCCAGCUGCUGCCGGCCUUGCUGCCCCCCAACUUGCUAUCAGACUAGUGAAAACACCUGCUGUAGGACCACCUGCUGCAAACCCACGUGUGUGACCACCUGCUGUCAGCCCACCUGUGGUGGGUCCAGCUGCUGCCAGCCUUGCUGUCGCCCUGCCUGCUGCAGGACCACCUGCUGCAGGACCACCUGCCUCAAGCCUACUUGUGUGACCACCUGCUGCCAGCCCACCUGCUGUGGGUCCAGCAGCUGUGGACAAACCUGCAGUGGGUCCAGGUGCUCUCAGCCUUGCUGCCAGCCAGCUUGCUGUGCACCCGUGUACUGCCAUAGAACCUGCUACCACCCCACAUGCUGCUGCCUGCCUGGGUGCCAAGACCAGAGCUGUGGAUCCAGCUGCUGCCAGCCUUGCAGCCGCCCUGUCUGCUGCCAGACCACCUGCUGCAGGACCACCUGCUGCCACCCUAGCUGUGUGUCCAGCUGCUGCCAGCCUUCCUGCUGCUGAUCACCUUGCCAAGGAGCCACUGUCCCUAUACAACACCUUCUGCUAAUUGACUUGCUACCUGGGGACAAACAAAAUCACUUCUUAGACUCUGCUGACAACUGGCAUGCUCUACCAGAAUUUCAGUUACUCAUCUCCUUGCUUAAGAGCUUGUGAAUUAGCUUCGUCCAAUUGUCUUCCUCUGGUGUAGGAGGACCAUGUGCCAACUGCCUGCAUCUGUGAUAAGGAAGCAAGUCUUGGUUUUGACUCUGAAAAUAGGAUUGACCAUCUAGUUCUUCUGAGUAACUUAAGAAAAUGAGAUCUCAGAAUGUUUCUAUAGGUUUCUGCAGCCUAUCAUAAUCUUUAUAAUCAUAUUUUCUCUUUUGCUAUCCUCAUAGUUCUUGUAUCAUGCUUUCUCCUUUUAUGAUCACUUUGAGGUUUACCCAUAUGUUUCUCAAUAAAUGGUGUACCACAAUUCUUCUA
Odocoileus virginianus texanus is the source of this 1282-nucleotide messenger RNA. RefSeq names its product keratin-associated protein 9-2-like. Lineage: Eukaryota; Metazoa; Chordata; Mammalia; Artiodactyla; Cervidae. The record is from RefSeq and is a predicted model, not a curated record. Gene Ontology annotation, cellular component: keratin filament.